Messenger RNA from Zymoseptoria tritici IPO323, 1412 nucleotides. Its product is annotated as Ca2+-modulated nonselective cation channel polycystin. The transcript is spliced from 8 exons. Bases 66 to 1412 code for a protein of 448 amino acids. The record is from RefSeq and is a predicted model, not a curated record. Lineage: Eukaryota; Fungi; Ascomycota; Dothideomycetes; Mycosphaerellales; Mycosphaerellaceae.
UUCUACAUUUCAUAUUGCAAAAUUCCCAUCUUCGAAGUACGGUCUUGAUCGAACAGCAACACACAAUGUCAGCCCUGGACGACCUCAAAGCCCAACAGGCCAAUCUUCAAGGUACGUCCGACUCGAUGCAAAAGAUCAGCAUGGUCGACAACGAAGUUUCCAAGAAAGCCACUCCGGCCGCGGCGAAGAAGCCGGUCGGAGGAACACCCGUCAAGAGACCCUCUGCGCCUGCGAAAUCGUCGGCUCCCGCGAAGAAGCCAGUCUUAGGAACACAAUCGGCGGCGAGCACACCAGCAAAGACGCCCGGCAAGACCCCUUUGAAGGCGCCUGCAGGUGGUCCAACUCCAGCGAAGACGCCCGUAAAGACUCCAGCGAAACAACCGGUCAAAACUCCAGCACCGUCCAAGGAGAGUCCGGCUGCAUCGAAGAAGCCAGCUAGCUCUGCUGCACCUGCAAAGAAGGUAGGAGAGGUCACCUCGGUCCCGGAACGAAGGAAGCCAAUCCCGCCGGAAGUACGAGAACAGAAGAAGAAGCCAGCCGUAGCACCGCAGCAAGCAGCCGGCGGAGCGACAGAUAAGGCCAAUCAGGCCGUUGGGCGGGGAUUGAAGACGGCGAAUAAAGGCGUCGAUGGGGCGGCAAGUGGUGCGAACAAGACUGUCGGCGGCGUGACCGGCACCAUCGACAAGACGACCGGCAAUAAGUCUGCGCCAGUGACAUCUCACGUCAAUAAAGUCACCACCGGCGCGACCAAGACUGGCAGUGACGCCGCGAAGGGCGUCAGUAAUACCGCCACCGGCGCAGCAAGGAACGUUUCCAACACAGCGACGGGUGCCGUUGGAGAUUUGACGAACACCGGUAAAGAGACUGCAGGAGCAAUCGGCAGAGGCGACAUCAAGGGCGUUGGAAAAGGUCUUGCGAAGGGCACGGGCAAGACCGUCAGCGGUGUUGGCCGAGGCGCUGGUGCGACAGUUGGUGGAGUUGGCAAAGGUCUCGACUCUACUGUCUCCGGGCUAGGCAAGAACGUGGGCGACACAGUCGGGGGACCAGUCGGCAAGACUGUCGGCAACGCAACGGACAACCUCGGCAAGACCGUCUCGGGAACGACCUCCGGCUUAGGCAAGACCAUCGGUGAUACCACUGGAGCCAUCGGCCGAGGAGACAUCAGCGGAGUAGCGUCUGGAGCUACGGGUGGAGUUGGUUCGACCGUAGGAGGAGCUGGGAAGGGAGCUGGAGAUACGGUGGAAGGAGUGGGCAAGAGUGUCGGAGGGUACAUCCCUGGACGAGCUGGCGGUGCAGUGGAAGGCUUGACCAAAGGCGUAGGCGACACAGUCACAGGAGUGACAGGCGGCGUAGGCGAAGGUGUCGGCAAAAUAGGGAAGGGGGACGUGAUCGGCGGUAUGUCCAGUGCAUGA